This is a messenger RNA of Lathyrus oleraceus (garden pea), 2134 nucleotides long. RefSeq names its product phosphatidylinositol/phosphatidylcholine transfer protein SFH12. The record is from RefSeq and is a predicted model, not a curated record. NCBI's taxonomy places the organism in Eukaryota, Viridiplantae, Streptophyta, Magnoliopsida, Fabales, Fabaceae. The transcript is spliced from 14 exons. The coding region runs from base 246 to 1943 and encodes 565 amino acids.
AUGUCGUGGAACCUUCACUGUCUCUUAAACAAAAGAACCUAUUUUCAGAAUCACAUUCUCUUCUUAUAACCAUCUCUCUUUUUCUCUUUCUACCGUCUCCUUCACUUUUCAAGAGGUCCCAUUCUUUUUCACCUUCUCUUGGGCAGUUGGGAGUACACUGUUUCUCUCUGCAAGUGUAGGAUGAGACGUUAGUUCUCCGGAAUACCAAGCAGAAGCAACAGUAAAUAAAGACUAAAAAAAACACAAUGUCUGCACCAGAAUCUCCCAGGCCAGCUCUUGACAAGGUUGACCGUGUUGGAUCAUUGAAGAAGAAGCUGAGGGAUUCCCUCACGAGGAGGAGUAGGCGAAGCAGCAGCAAGGUUAUGUCGGUUGAGAUCGAAGAUGUCCGCGACGCUGAUGAUUUGAAAGCCGUUGAUGAAUUCCGUCAGGCUCUUGUGUUGGAUGAACUUCUCCCAGAGAAGCAUGAUGACUAUCAUAUGUUACUCAGAUUCCUGAGGGCCAGGAAAUUCGAUAUUGAGAAAUCAAAGCAAAUGUGGUCUGAUAUGCUUCAAUGGAGGAAGGAAUUUGGUGCCGACACUAUUGUUCAGGAUUUUGAAUUUGAGGAGCUCGAGGAAGUGUUGCAAUAUUAUCCUCAUGGACAUCAUGGUGUCGAUAAGGAUGGACGACCGGUUUACAUCGAGAGGUUGGGCCAAGUUGAUGCCACCAAGUUGAUGCAAGUCACAACCCUUGAUCGAUAUAUCAAAUACCAUGUCAAGGAAUUUGAAAGGACAUUUGAUCUCAAGUUUGCAGCUUGUUCCAUUGCUGCAAAGAAACACAUAGAUCAAAGCACCACCAUUUUGGAUGUGCAAGGAGUGGGGCUUAAGAACUUCAACAAACAAGCCAGGGAGCUUAUCACGCGCCUUCAGAAGAUCGAUGGUGACAAUUAUCCUGAAACCUUGAAUCGCAUGUUCAUCAUCAAUGCAGGUUCUGGAUUCAGAAUGUUGUGGAACACUGUUAAAUCCUUCCUUGACCCAAAGACCACAGCAAAAAUCCAUGUUCUUGGCAACAAGUACCAAAGCAAAUUGCUUGAAAUGAUUGAUGCAAGUGAAUUGCCAGAGUUUUUAGGAGGUACUUGUACCUGUGCUGAUGAAGGAGGCUGCAUGCGUUCCGAUAAGGGUCCAUGGAAGGACCAAGAAGUUUAUAGGAUGGUUCAGAAUGGCGAGCACAAAUGCUCAAAGAAAUGUGAGGCUCCCAUGGUAGAAGAGAAAACAAUUCCUGAGGAAAGCGCGGCUUCCAAAAUGGAGGCAGUUUUCACUGCACAAUUGUCGUCUGCACAAAUGGCUUCUGCCUUUGCCGCGGCCGCUUCUAUAAAAGGUUGCAAGUACGAGGAUUUUGUCCCUAUGGCUGAUCAAAAUGCAUGGAAGAAGGUCCAAGAAAAUGACAACUUAGCAUUAUCAAAAGUUGGAGUAGAAUCAUUUGCCAUGCCUGAUUCGUGCAAGAUUCACGAAAAAGUGAACUCACAGAUUUUCACCGGCGUGAUGGCCUUUGUGAUGGGAAUUGUAACAAUGGUGAGGAUGACUCGAAGCAUGCCGAAGAAGCUCACCGAUGCAAACUUCUACUCCAAUUCUGUUUACUCCGGUGAUGAUGACAGUAAAGACCAAGACCCUUGUGACCAAAUGACUAGCCCUACCAUAUCUGCUCAAGAAUUCAUGACUGUGAUGAAACGUAUGGCUGAGUUGGAAAACAAAAUGGGUAACAUGAACCAAAAUGCUUCCAUGCCACCUGAGAAGGAGGAAAUGCUUAACGCUGCGAUAAGUCGCGCUGAUGCUCUAGAGCAAGAACUUAUGGCAACUAAGAAGGCUUUAGAGGACUCACUUUCUAAACAAGAGGAGCUUUCGGCUUACAUUGACAAAAAGAAAAAGAAGAAGAAGUUGGUAUUUUGCUUGGGCAUGAACUCAGAAUGAAAUUGGGGUUAAUAAAUGCUUUGGCUUUCCGGAGACUUCCCAAAAUGCCCCCACUCAAAUAUAUAAUGUUCAAAAAACGAACUGAUUAAUAAUAGAUGUAACAAAUGAAAUAUCAUCGUAUAUAUUAAUCUCUGAGAAUGGGACUUGAUGUGAUUGUAUAUAAAAAGCUUAAUGGACAUUGUAUGCAGAAA